Molecule: messenger RNA, 1785 nt
Organism: Annulohypoxylon truncatum
Lineage: Eukaryota; Fungi; Ascomycota; Sordariomycetes; Xylariales; Hypoxylaceae
Exons: 5
Coding region: 97-1389 (430 amino acids)
Biological process (GO): regulation of transcription by RNA polymerase II
Cellular component (GO): transcription regulator complex; PcG protein complex
Molecular function (GO): RNA polymerase II cis-regulatory region sequence-specific DNA binding; DNA-binding transcription factor activity, RNA polymerase II-specific
Source: RefSeq, a predicted model, not a curated record
UGAGUCUUGGCUCGCACUGUAGGACAUAUAAGUAUUCUCAUUCGCUCAACUUACACCACUGGUGGCCGGGACUCAGAUCUUGGGGUCACCGAAGAGAUGGAGUUGAUGGAACUUGUUGACAAUGAGCCGACGGCUCGACCCUUUCAGUGCGACUGGCCAUCGUGCAAUAAGAGCUUUAACCGCAAAUCGGACCUGCAAAGACAUUAUAGAAUUCAUACAAACGAAAGACCAUAUUCAUGUGUAACUCCUGGAUGUGGAAAAAGUUUCAUACAAAGAAGCGCCCUCACGGUGCAUAUAAGGACUCAUACCGGCGAGAAACCUCACCAGUGCCAACACAUUGGGUGCGGCAAACGAUUUUCAGAUUCGUCAAGUUUAGCUCGACAUCGACGUAUUCAUACCGGCAAGCGACCAUAUAAGUGCGCCCAUGAUGGGUGUCUCAAGAGUUUCUGCCGAAAGACGACCAUGGUCAAACAUCAGAGGCGAUCUCAUCAGAGAGGUAUUCACUCUUCCGAAGUCGACGACUUUUCUUCCGAGUCCGACGGCGGCGAAUCUCCGUCAACACCCAAACAAACUAGUCUGCCAUGGUCAACCAGUCACCUGAGUAGCGGCCAUCCAGGCCUGCAGGGCCAUACCAUCCAAAGGGCAGCGUCGUUCGCCGAUUUUGGCCAGCAGAUAAACGAUUAUAACGUCCAGCAACAAUAUCACCGACACAGCGUUUCCGCAGGAGGCUCUAACGAGUAUCAUGGCGAGGUGGUUCAACAACCGCAACAUUCCGGCGUUCAUAUGCUGCAUCGAACAGCUAGCAUGCCACAGCAUACGUAUUACGUGACGGAACAGAAUAACCCAGGAGUAGCGACCAUGAACACGAAUCCGAUGCAGUCGUAUCAGAUGCCGAGACAGCAACCCGAUAGGCUUCCCUUAGAAAUCCCGUAUACCGGAGCUGGCAUGGCUGGCUCUAUACAGAGUAGCCCAACUUCCUACUCGGCCGGCCCAGGACGAAGCCCAUCUGCGCAAGAUGGGUUCUAUACGCAUCAACCUCCCCAAACGGCGGCGUAUACGUUGAACACGACAUCGCCCGUGGUAGAGCAACCCAUGGUCCAGUAUGCUCAACAGAUGCACCAUUCUGUCCAUCCUCCUCAGUCGGUACAGCCUCAGGUCGCUCCACCACAGCAUGUUCAUCAGGCUCAAGAACAGUACCAACCGCCACCGGCGCAACCAGAUGACCAGCAUUGGUACAGCACGAUGCCUUUUCAAUCUCCUGUCGAGGUGCCCACCAUCGGUCAGCUGCCUUCUUUUGGAUCUGGUGUUUAUGGAGACCCUUGGGCCAUCAAACCCGAAUUCGACGACCCGACGAUGCAAAUGCCCAGCGCUAGAGUCGAUAGCAUGUAAACUUCCUCAUUUUACUGCACGCGUCACGGCACGUUUUUCCCUUCAUAAUUAUCAUUAAUCGUCACGAGCCUCCGACCUGCUCUUGUAUAAUAGUCAUCUCGUUUGUUUGUUUUUCAUGCCGAAUAGGAUAUACCACAGGGGCUCACAGGACCAGAUCAUUUAUUGUUGGAGACCGGGUAGCUACUGUCGUGUAGUGUCUUUGCGAUACCACAGAAGCAGUGCUGCUCUCCAAUUUGUUAGGUUUUCGACACCUUCGCUUUGUACCCGCAGCGGCGUCAUGCGCGGUUCAACGUCCAGCUGGUUGAUGUUGACGUCAGACUAUGUUUCCUCCGACAGCCGAUGCGACUCUGAACGACAUAUCGAAAUGUCUCGACUGCCCAGCUCCUGGCCCGUGAA